AUGGGAGAAAUAGGAGAUGAUUCAAAAACUCUUAGGGAGUUGUUCUCACCCAUAACCACCAACCCUCCAUCUUGCAUAAUAUUGCUUGCAACCACUGCUGCACAUUUUGAGUUGAAGCCACAAAUAAUCCACCUUUUUCCUACUUUUCAUGGAUUGGAUAGAGAAGAUCCUUAUAUACAUGUGAAGGAUUUUCUUGAGAUUUGUGCUACUUGUAAGUUUCAGAAUUUCACUGAUGACUCUAUUCGCUUGUGUUUAUUCCCUUUUUCCUUGAAGGAUAAGGCAAAAGCAUGGUUUAAUUCUUUGUCACCUGGAUCUAUGACUUCAUGGGAACUGUUGGUCACAAAAUUCCUCUCCAAAUUUUUCCCAAUGGCCAAGACCAAUGCUUUGAGGAGAGAAAUUGCAGAUUUUUAUCGGGAUGAACAAGAGAAAUUUUAUGAGAGUUGGGAGAGAUUUAAGGACUUGAUCUUAAAGUGUCCUCAUCAUGGUUUUGAAACAUGGAGACUAGUACAAUAUUUUUAUAAUGGUUUGACUCAAACAAAUCGUAACAUGAUUGAGUCCAUGAAUGGUGAUGGAUUUUUGAGUCUUAGGGAUGAUGAGGCAUACAAAUUUCUUGAGAAUCUAUCAGAAAGCUCACAACAAUGGGAUUUUUCCAAUCGUAGAGAGAGAUCUGCCUCUACAAUUAAGAAAGGAGGAUUGUAUGAAGUCAGUGAAGAUUUAGACAUAAAAGCUAGGUUGGAAAAUCUCACUCGUAAGGUUGAAGCUUUAGCUUUAGGUAGAGGGAUGAAUUCUGUCAAUAAAGUUCAAAGUGAAACAUGCUCUAUUUGUGCAAGUCUUAUGCAUACAACACAAAUGUGUCCCUCCAUAGCUGGUUACCCUGAUUUUUAUACUGAGCAAAGAAAUGCACUAAAUAAUUAUGGAAAACCACUUGCUAGUCCAUUUUCGGAGACAUACAAUCCAAAUUGGCAAAUUCAUCCUAAUCUCUCUUGGAGGCAGAACCAUUCCCCCACAAAUAUAGGUGGACAACAAGUGCAUCAACAAAGUCAAUUUCGUCCACCUACUCAAACAUUUCCUCCCAUUCCUCAAUCAACUCCUCAGUUUAUGGCACCACCAAGACCACAAUCAUCUUUGGAGGAGUCUCUCAAAACUUUCAUUCAAUCAACUAGCCAAGCCAUUCAAGAGAUAAAAAGUUCCACCCAUUUGAAUACUCAAGCUAUUUUGAAGUUGGAAAACCAAGUUGGCCAGUUAGCAACCCAAGUUGGAGAGAGGGAAAAAGGAAAGUUUCCUAAUCAACCUAUACCUAACCCAAAAGGGCAGUAUGCAAUUAAUGGUUCUUCUAGUUCUACUCAUGCACAUGAAUCUGUUUAG
This is a messenger RNA of Quercus lobata, 1365 nucleotides long. RefSeq lists its product as uncharacterized. NCBI's taxonomy places the organism in Eukaryota, Viridiplantae, Streptophyta, Magnoliopsida, Fagales, Fagaceae. Bases 1 to 1365 code for a protein of 454 amino acids. The record is from RefSeq and is a predicted model, not a curated record. The transcript has a single exon.